Drosophila ananassae is the source of this 1170-nucleotide messenger RNA. Its product is annotated as deubiquitinase OTUD6B. Bases 127 to 1071 code for a protein of 314 amino acids. The record is from RefSeq and is a predicted model, not a curated record. Gene Ontology annotation, biological process: protein deubiquitination. Lineage: Eukaryota; Metazoa; Arthropoda; Insecta; Diptera; Drosophilidae. The transcript has a single exon. Gene Ontology annotation, molecular function: cysteine-type deubiquitinase activity.
CGUUUGGUAUUUAGUUGGCUGGAAAGCUAUGGUAACACUGUCACUACGUGCCGAAAAUUUCCCAAAUUGCUUAGAAUUGUUUUUUUGUACUUUACUGAAAUAUUUAAGUUAAAUAUUAAGAAAGAAAUGUCAGGAGCGGAAGAGGCUAUUGUGGAGUUGGAGAAUCGCCUGGAGGAAGUGACUCUGGAGGAUGUGGCCGCCAGACACCGACGGGAGAAGAAGGAGCUUCAGGCCAAGCUUCAGGCAAUGAAAAAGAAUGCCCCGAAGAACAACAAAAAUAAGCGCAAGGAGUUCCUGGAGGAGAUGACCCGUCUGGAAGGAGAGCUGGAGCAGCGGCAUAAGGCAGAGCUGCAGGCGGCAGAAGCCAAGGAAGCGCCAGGGAACGUCGCAGAACCCGCCCCAGAGGAGGAGGCGAAAAAGCCGGCAGUGAAAGUGGAUGAGAACAAGGAAGAGGAUGAAGAGGAGGACCAGGCGCCCUCCAAUCAGCGGGUGUCCAAGGCCCAGAAGCGCCGGAACAAGAAGGCCAAGGAGGCACGCGAACGUGAGGCGGAAAUCAAGGUGGAACUACAAAACGCUGCCAACCAGCCAUCGCCCAAGCUUAUCGAACUGGAACAGAUCACGGCCAAGUUGUCCGGCCGCCAACUGACCCUGCACCACAUAGCCUCCGAUGGCGACUGUUUGUACCAGUCCAUACGUCACCAGCUAAUCGUCAACGGUCUUCCGGGGCACAGUGUCCAGGGGCUGAGAGAAGAGACUGCCAAUUAUGUGCGCGCCAACAAGGAGGCGCUCAUCAGCUACAUGACUCAUCCAGAGACAGGGGACCUGCUCGACGACGAGCAGUUCGAGAAGUACUGCCAGGACAUAGAAAAAACUCAUGCCUGGGGCGGGCACAUUGAACUGAAGGCCAUCUCAUCGCUGCUCCGAGUGCCCAUCGAAGUCAUUCAAGCGGAGGGAGCUGCCACGCUGCUGGGACAGGAGGAGUUCGGUGGUUCGCCCUUGGUGAUCUGUUACCAUCGUCACAUUUACCAGCUGGGCGCCCACUACAACUCAACAGUUCCAGCAGAGGCUUGAAGCUGGAAAGAAACCUCAGGAACGCAUACAACGAACGAUUUUGUAACAGAUUUGUUUUUAUUAAUAAUGUUGAUUUUAUAAAUACGUAUGCAUUUGGAA